Debaryomyces hansenii CBS767 is the source of this 921-nucleotide messenger RNA. RefSeq lists its product as uncharacterized. Gene Ontology annotation, molecular function: transmembrane transporter activity. The record is from RefSeq and is a predicted model, not a curated record. NCBI's taxonomy places the organism in Eukaryota, Fungi, Ascomycota, Pichiomycetes, Serinales, Debaryomycetaceae. Gene Ontology annotation, biological process: transport. The transcript has a single exon. Bases 1 to 921 code for a protein of 306 amino acids.
AUGUCUAUCGUGGUUCAAGAAAAGGAAGAUAAAAUCUAUUCAUCGGAAAAGGCGAGUCAGAAUGCCCCACCAAAGUAUCUUGGAUUCGUCGCAGGGAUGUUUUCUGGUGUGAUGAAAAACAUUGUUGGUCAUCCGUUUGAUACCAUUAAAGUGAGAUUACAAACAGCCUCGGAUGGCAGGUUUAAAGGACCUAUGGACUGUGUUUUACAAACAGUGAGAAACGAAGGUCUCAGAGGAUUCUACAAAGGGUUUACCCCCCCAUUAGUAGGUUGGGUUUUGAUGGAUUCAGUGAUGCUUGGGUCAUUACAUGUAUACAGAAGAGUAGUUAAGGACAAUUUGUUUCCAGAGGAAAAGAAGUUACCAAUACUAGGACAUGUGAUAGCAGGGUUGGGAAGUGGAUGGACUGUGUCAUUUGUAGCGGCACCAAUUGAACAAUUUAAAGCUAGACUUCAAGUUCAAUAUGAUGCAAAUACAAAAAUAUAUUCUGGACCUGUUGACGUUGCCAAAAAGCUCUAUCAGACCACGGGUGUUAGAGGUAUCUACAGUGGGCUACUCUCAACUAUGAUAUUUCGAACCAAUUUUAUAUUCUGGUGGGGGUCCUACGAAUUAUUCACACAAUGGUUUCAAGAUAAUACCAAACUAUCAAAGCCUUCUAUCAAUUUCUGGUCUGGGGGGUUAUCAGCAACUGUUUUUUGGAUUUUCGCAUAUCCUGCCGACGUGGUUAAACAGACAAUCAUGACAGACAAUCCAAUAAGAUCAGAGAAAAAGUUCCCUAGAUGGAUUGAUGCAGUUAAAUACAUUUACAAUACAAAAGGAUUAAGAGGGUUUUCAAGAGGUUUUGGCCCUUCUAUUUUGAGAUCGUUCCCUGCUAAUGCUGCUGCUUUGGCUGCUUUCGAAGCAGUUAUGAGAUUUUUGCAUUAA